AUGUCUUCCAUUUUCGUCGAUACCCCGAGCUUGGUGCGCGAUCUACUCAAGGCCAUCGAAACCUGCCCCGUGGACCGACCAUUCCUCUUUGUCGAUCUCGAAGGCAUUAACCUUUCCCGCCACGGAUCAAUUUCUAUCAUGCAAAUACUGAUUCCGGCAACUGGAGUGGUCUAUCUUGUCGAUGUUGUGACACUAAAAGCAGAAGCCUUUGACACAGCAAGCGACAGUGGGCUGACAUUGAAAAAAGUCUUGGAGUCCGAGACAAUUCCCAAAGUCUUCUUCGAUGUCCGAAAUGACAGCGAUGCUUUGUUCAGCCACUUCGUCAUCUCCCUGCAAUGUGUCGUGGACAUCCAGUUGUUGGAGCUUGUAACUCGCCCUGGGCAAGGCAGAUAUCUCCGAUCCCUGUCAAAGUGCGUUGAAGAGAACGCAGGACUGGCUCGGACCGAGCUGAGACAAUGGCAGAGCAUCAAGGAGGCUGGCAAAAAGCUUUUUGCACCAGAUAAAGGAGGAAGCUAUGAAAUGUUCAAUGCUCGGCCACUUCCUGCGACCCUCGUGCAAUAUUGCGUUCAGGACGUAUUGCUUAUGCCAAAGCUUGUGUUGAAGUUUUCCGCCCUGUUGUCUGACACCAAGGCGAGCAAGGUUGCGCAAGAAACAACACGAAGGAUCCAAGAGUCUCAGAGUGCUUCAUACCAGAGCCAUGGGCGGCACAAAGCCAUUGGGCCACAAUUUCAAAACAUGAGGUAA
Molecule: messenger RNA, 744 nt
Organism: Exophiala mesophila
Lineage: Eukaryota; Fungi; Ascomycota; Eurotiomycetes; Chaetothyriales; Herpotrichiellaceae
Exons: 1
Coding region: 1-744 (247 amino acids)
Biological process (GO): nucleobase-containing compound metabolic process
Molecular function (GO): nucleic acid binding; 3'-5' exonuclease activity
Source: RefSeq, a predicted model, not a curated record